CAACGGCUUGUCGCAGGCUGGGGCCGUUUCAGAGCUCGAACAAAGUCGCUGGACAUUUCUCAGUCUUGGUAACACCACGAAAGUCAUUGACUUCACGGCACCCAGCUCUCGACCAGAACCGCGAGGAGAAUAGCUUCCGAGAAUGGCCCAACCCAUCUCCGGCCUCCUCGACACCAGGCGCCUCCCUUCCCUGCUGUUGGCGCUCAUCGGACUCUACCUCACUGUCAAAGUCAUCCGGAUCAUCCAGCGCACAAUCACUGCCCGCCGUCGUUAUAAAGAAAUCCCCCAGUUGCCCCGUCAUCCGGUAUGGGGCCACUUGGUCAACAUGGGCGAGAAGCUCAACCCCGCUCUUCUAAGACACCCAGACUAUGCAUUCGAAGAGAUCUGGGAAUCUCUAGGUCGACCCCCAGCGUUCCUGAUGGAUCUGAAUCCCGUUGACUCGGUAUUCCUCAUCGUCGCGGAUCCAGAGGUCGCGGAGCAGAUCACCCAGCCCAACUCGGUAUUCAAAUAUUCUCUCCCAAAGAGCGACACGUUGAUGUCCAUGUACCGUCUCAUUGGCCUCGAAUCCUUGAUCAUUGCCGAGGGAGAAGAAUGGAAGAUCUUGCGAAGGCGGUUCAACAAGGGGUUCUCGCCCCAGCACCUGCACACUCUGGAUGGUCUGAUUAUUUCCAAGACUCGCGAUUUCGUGGACCGUUUGAAGCGCGCCGCGGCAAGUGGUCAGGUGUUCAGUCUCAAGGACUACUCACAGGAUUUAACCACAGACAUCAUCACCACUGUCGCAAUCGAGAAGGACUAUCAUGCCCAGACAACUCCAGACGGGGUGGGAUCAAAAGGUGCCUAUGGGAUGCUGACGGCGUCGAGGCUGCUUUCGAAGUUUGUAUACCCCGUCGGUAGGGGUUUCAACCCACUGGUCUAUUUUGAUCCUAUCAGACCCACAAAGUCCUGGUUCUACGAGCAGGUUUUCAACCGCGACUUGGCCAAGGUCAUCCGCGACCAGCUCGCGGCUGAGCAGAAACAAUUGCAAGACGCGGUCAAAUCUGGCGCAAAUGACAAUGGCCAAACCGGAUCGCAGAGGUCAAUUACGCGGCUCGCAUUGUCAGGGCUAACGCCAGACGAGGCGCUAAUCCGCAACACGGUAUCGCAGAUCAAGAGCUUUCUGUUUGCUGGCCAGGACACAACUGCCACGCUUAUUCAAUGGCUCUGCUUCGAGCUCUCUAAAGCUUCAUGGUCGCCAUCUUCAGCGGCCAUCCACGAGAAAUUAAUACAAGAACAUGAUUCAGUCUUUGGCAAAGAGGGAGGCCCGUUCAAUGCCCUUGACGUCCUGGGCCGCACGGAUGAAGAAUCUCGUAAAGAGACUGAAGCCAUCCUUGGCAGCCGCCUACCUUACACAACCGCGUUCAUCAAGGAGACGUUACGCAUUCAUCCCCCUGCGUCUACAGCACGACGGAUCCCCGAGAUCUCCCCGGAAAAUCCAACCCCGGUAACUCUGAAGCUGCGCACAACGAGCGGCGAGGAGAAAGAUGUCCAAGUCAAUGGCGUUAGGAUCUACGUCUGCGGAUACCUGGUUCACAUGAACAAGGCUGUGUGGGGACCUGACGCCGCCGUCUUUCGACCCGACAGGUGGUUGGAUGAGAAGUAUGUGGCGUCCUUGCCAACGGGUGCGUGGCGGCCCUUCGAGCGCGGGCCGAGGAAUUGCAUCGGGCAGGAAUUGGCCAUGGUGGAGGCCAAAGUGGUGCUUUGCGCCGUGGCCAGAGGUUUCCAGUGGGAGAAAGUGGGAUAUUCAGGCAAAGGGCAGAAGGUGGACAUGGAGAGACCGCGAGGAGAUGGGAAGGAUGACGCAGAGCGCGAGGUCUGGAGCGUCAACCAGGUCACAUCUGUGCCAGUUGAUGGCAUGACGAUGAAGGUUCAGUUGCGGAGGUAGAUAUUGUGCGUGACGGCUGGGCAUUGGACGAAUCUACAUAGAACUAGAGGGAGUCAUUUUUGGCUGGUCACUUCGAAGCUCGAGUCAUUGACACAGAAAGACCGACCCA
Cladophialophora immunda is the source of this 2030-nucleotide messenger RNA. RefSeq lists its product as uncharacterized. Bases 143 to 1921 code for a protein of 592 amino acids. The record is from RefSeq and is a predicted model, not a curated record. NCBI's taxonomy places the organism in Eukaryota, Fungi, Ascomycota, Eurotiomycetes, Chaetothyriales, Herpotrichiellaceae. The transcript has a single exon. Gene Ontology annotation, molecular function: monooxygenase activity; heme binding; oxidoreductase activity, acting on paired donors, with incorporation or reduction of molecular oxygen.